Exaiptasia diaphana is the source of this 8257-nucleotide messenger RNA. RefSeq lists its product as uncharacterized. The transcript is spliced from 2 exons. NCBI's taxonomy places the organism in Eukaryota, Metazoa, Cnidaria, Anthozoa, Actiniaria, Aiptasiidae. The record is from RefSeq and is a predicted model, not a curated record. Bases 4781 to 8026 code for a protein of 1081 amino acids.
CCCAUUUAUGGGAAUUUAUUGACCCAAUUUGAAUUUACUCAGGGUUUUUAUGUGGACAAAGUUAUCCCACCCAAAUCCCAUUUAUGGGAAUUUAUUGACCCAAUUUGAAUUUAUUCAGGGUUUUUAUGUGGUCAAAAUUAUCCCAUCCAAAUCCCAAUUAUGGGAAUUUAUUGACCCAAUUUGAAUUUACUCAGGGUUUUUAUAUGGUCAAGAUUAUCCCAUCCAAAUCCCAUUUAUGGGGAUUCAUUGACCCAAUCUGAAUUUAUUCUUGGGUUUUUAUGUGGUCAAAAUUAUCCCACCCAAAUCCCAUUUAUUGGAAUAUAUUUACUCAAUUUGAAAUUGCUGAAGGGUUUUUAUGGGGUCAAAAUUAGCUUAUCAAAAUCCUAUUUCUGGUAAACAAAAGAAAACAAAGGUAAAAUUGCAGGUAAUUGAAAGUAUUCAAGCUCUUCACUUAAUCCAUGAAACAAAAUCCAUUUGUAAAUGUAUAUAAAAGUAAAGAAAUAAAGUGAUGUAGAUAAUAUUCAUGCACUCACAAUGGUGUGUGUGCUUUGACAUUUAAUCAAAGUACUUAUAGUGAUAUAAGCAAAUUCUGCAAACAUUUUUCUGUAUUUUAAAUCAUUUACAACUAACAUAAUUGGUCUCUAUUAGUUUGUUUAACUAAUAAAUUGAACAUACUGCAUAAAAUCAAGCUAAAAUCUAACUAAACAUUAUAUAGACAGAGUACACUUAAUCCUUGAAACAAAUAUUAUUGAUAGAAGAUAAUUAUAGUGAAGUACACAUUGUAGCAACAAAAGAAAAGCAAGGAAUUUAUAUCUCAUAUCAUAACUAUAUAUAUUGGUGUAAUAUUUCACAAAUUAUGUGCACUCUGACUCUAUGUAAAAUUGAACAAUUUGUAUGUAUUUCAACAAGGCAGUUUUAACAAAUAUGAAUGGCUUAUAAACCUAUAAUGUUUCUGACAACUGCGGUGUAUAUUCUGAGUGAAGCUUAUAGCUGUAUUUCUUUUUUUACAAUCAAAUCUGACUUCAUAAUGUUGCCAAAAGGAACUGUGACAUCAUUUUUCACUUCAACAUAGCCCUGCUUCAGAAAUUUUUUUACAACAACUUCAGAGAGGUCUGUGUAAUUAACAUCAACUAGACUUCUUUUGGGCACAGAGAAUUUGUUUACAAGAAGAUUCACCAAUGGUUCUCUAUCUUGCACAACAGAGCCACAUACUAAUUUCAAAAUUAGCUUUACCACUCUUGGUGCCAGUUUGUCAGGAAUUUUUACUGCAUCAUUUUUACCAUCUUCUUCACUAUUAAGGAUUACUGUGUCUCCUGACUUAUCACUUUCUUCAUCACUGCUAAAUUGCUCAUCUUUCUGCAAGAGUAAACAAGAAAAAAAGCUAUAAACUAAAGCCCAUUUCACAUGAUUGUUCAAGAGUGCCAGAUAUCUGAAAUUGAUGCCAGUGACCAAAAUCCCAUGGUACCAAUACAACACUUCAAUAUGGUUGUGACAACUUUCCUUGCCAUUGAAAGUGGCUGAUCAUGAGUUUGCAUCUUUUGUAAAAUACUGCUAUAAGUAUUAAAAAUUUACCUUAUAAAAACUUUGAGAACAAGGAACUUCAUCUUCUGAUGAGCCACUUUCACUAAAGCGUCCAAUUUUGAAGCUUGCAGAUUCCUGGACAGUCUAGAAUUAAAAUGAUUUUAAAAUUUGUAAACUUGUCAAAAUUGUAAAUUUCCUAUUGAAAUAAAAUUGAAUGUCAAAAUAGAAAAGUGUUAAAUAAAUUAUAUCACAAGUACGAGUGCUGACUCGGGCUAUACAAAUAGUCUAGCUUAAUAAACAAAGUGGUUUAAUAUCACAAGCUAUUACUGAUUGCUAUUCUUUUGGAUGGUCAUCAGAAGAUAACUUUAUUUGUACUCCAUAUUAAUUAAUUAGUCCCACCACUUGUGAGUGCCAAAAUUAGCAGCAAAAUGUAUGAAGACACAAAAUAUUCUUCCUGUGACAUUCUAAAUUGCAGCUUUGAAGUUAGCUCUGAUAAUUGAUAAUUGCACUCCUUAGCUUUCUAUCUGGCUUUCAAUUGUUAUAUGGUGUUCAUUUGUUACAACCAACAAGUUCUUUUAGCUUCUUUUAGAAGUACAUCUUUUCACAGAAUAAUUUACAAUUCACCCUAUAGGCAGGCAUAAACACAGACUCGCKGUAGCCCAAAUAUUAAACUUUUCUAUCUUAKAACCUUACCUUGGGUGGGACUUGAUGAAGGCCUGACUUUGAGGUUUUCUUACCCUAAAACAAACAAAAAAAACGUAAGCAUAAAAAAUGCCAUAAUCAAUUGCAAUAUCAGUCAAUAAUGGAGAGAGAUUGGUUUCAUUCAUACAGAAGAGGCAAGUUUGGACCUAUCUUAUAUUCUAGGAUUGAUGUCCAUGCAGUGUCAGGUGAUCAUGACACUGUCCACUCUACGAUAAUUACAAUGAAUGAAUGUACAAACAUAAAUGUUCUUGGGAGCAUCAAAAUGUAUUACUCUAUUAUGGCAUAUAAACAUAUUGAUUUUUUGUACAUAGGAAUAAUAAUUACUUAAUGGGUUUAGUAGGACUGAAGGACRUUUAGGUUGCUCCUAAUAUUAAAGAACCUCACCAUGGAUGGAAGUGGGGGAUUAGUUUUGUUACUUGUCUUCUGACCCUUCUUACCCUAAUAAAAAAUAAAUAAAGCUGUUAGCCAAAGAUUUUACCCUAGAAGUGCUGAGCCAACCUUUCCUCAAAGAGAUACUGAGAAAAGUACUCCACAACAUGGUGGUUGUCAGAGAUAACCCUGAAACUGGCUCAUGAACUAGGCCAGUUUCUCUUUGGAUUAUCACAGGCUUGAAUCUUUGAAUCAAAUGAAUCAAUACAGUAUUGUGCAGUAAAUUUAAAUCUCCACAAUUCUUUUCAUAGGCUUCAUGAUACAAUUUCACUUUGACUGUACCUUAUACAUGUAAUCUGGGCUUGAAGCAGAGUCUGUAGACUCUUGAUGACUCUAAAACAAUUCAAUUACACAAACAUUUACUUAUUUAUAGGGUGCCAAAAUCCUGAUGUGAUUUUUCCACACCCUACUACAAACUAAACCUUCAAGAGUCAAAAAUGUUACCCAACGCCAAGACCUAAACGCAGAAAAACAAUUUGGUGGGCAGAUGCCCAUAUAGCAAAUAGCAAUAUAUAGCAUUUGAGUUGCAGCUUUUGGUACAAAAUUAUAGCAAUAACCUAAAUAGGGAGAUUUGUUAAAAAUUCAUGAAAUUUAGCACUUAUAAUUGCAAUAAUUCCAUAUGCUUACUCGUUUCUGAUGGCGUCUUUGUUCAUUAAAGUAAUCCCGAACGUGUUCAAUAAUUCCUUCAAUGUCAAAUCCAACCUGUGGAACAGCCACCUCUGGGGCAAUUUCCUUAGCAAAUUCUUCCAGGUCAUUGCGGGCAUUUGGAUUAUUAAAUUUGGGAUAGCUUCCACUCCAUCGCUUACACGCAAGUUGACCAAUUCUUUUUCGGCUUAAAUAGAAUAACACAAAAUUAUUGUUAAAAUCCAUACCUCAGCCAACCAAGGUUAAGUUCAUAUUGUYGGGAGCUUGGGCAUAGUAAUUAGAAAGAACCUGUAACUAUUAUCAUAUAUAUAUUAAGAAAUAAUCAAGGAUAACAGAUUAUUUACAAAUUACAACCUAGAUUAUACUCACUUCUUGAGAUAGAUGGCCUUUAUAUCAGGAUUUGAUUCCAAUGAUGCCAUGGUAGGCUUUGAUUUAGUUUGCACAUGUGAGAUUCUCUUUUUUGAUUCAAGCUUCUUUCUUUCAAGAAGGCUUUUGAAGUGAUUUUUUAGUUUGAUGACUUUACCAAAAUUCAAGUUUAGUUUCUUGAAGAUUUCGGCUUCGCUAUCCAUCACAAGCAAUUCCCCUAGCGUGUCUUGAUCUAUUAUGUCUUCAUCUAAAAAAGAAUCAUUUACUUAUCAAUGCCUGAAAAGACUCGAUCCCAAUUCACUUUUAAAGUUCAUUAUGUGCAUACUUCCUAUGUUUCUGUAAUUAGUAAGGUUUUUGAACUCCGCAUUACUAAAAAACAGCGGAUCAGAAGUUUGAUCGUAGUCCAGAGGUAGAUGUAGUAUGUCUUCAUAUAAACUUCUAACUUCCAUUACUUGUAUAAACACACCAAAGAAAUGUCUUCAUAGUUGAAAUAAUCAUGAAAGACACAUCYACGCUUUAGACGUAGACGAAAUGAACACAUGAAAAAAAUGGCGGCGGGCGACUGAACAAUGCUUGCACUAAGUCGAAGAAGAACUACCUAGAAUAAAACUACGAUUUGCUUUUCUUUGUGGUGUAAAAUGUAACUUACUGUGAAAGAGGAUAAAAUAUCAUAAAAAGUUAUGCUAAAAAGAGUUAUUUUAUACUAAAAUCUUGUCGAACAAAACGUGUUUUGGCGGAAAGUUGAUCAACUUAAACUUACCUUUAAAAGCUUGGGCGAUUUCAUCGCCAAAAAGCUCUCUAAUUUUCGUUAGUAUCGAUUCUUCACCGUUUUGAUUGCAGCUUAAUUGUUCUUCCAUGGUUUUCGAUUCCAUAACUAAACUAUAGCUGAACGAUUUAUAUAAACCUACACACCACUUCGAUCUUGCCRUUUCUGUGAAGACUGUAAGCGACUGAAAGCAUGGUUUGCAAUCACAGGCAGUACGUGCUUUCUUAUUGGUUCAAAGAAGAACAGUAUAUAAACUCAACAGGGAUUGGUCAAAAGUUCCCGCCACUUGAAGUUGCCGCUGACACUAAAAUUUGUGGGCUCAUUUUAUUAUAAAAGCGCGGGAAUUUUGCAAUGAAGCUUUCAAAAAGUACAUUUAUUAUCCUUAUAUUUUUAUUAGUAUCUGUAAUUCUUAGAAUUUAUCAGGAAGAAAAUAUGCACAAAUGGACAAGAAGUGAGGUUGCAACAUGUAAUUGCAAAGCAAAGAAUUACYGCCAUGUCCAUUGUCCAUGUACAAAUUGCAAUGGCCGAGCAACAAGCAGAAGUACUGAAAUGCGCCAUUGGAAGGAGGCUAAUUUGACAUCUCAAUCCGGUUCUAAUGGUUUUAGCAGUGAUUCCAUUGAGAACGGUGAAUUCGAAGCUGGUUGUCGUGAUUAUGAUGAUAUGGAAAUUGACAGUCAGGAUUUUGUAGCAGAAUCAUUAGACCAUAGCCAUCAAUGUGCUAGUGAGCUGAAUGAUACAAAUGUUGACAUAAAUAUGGAUGUAAAUACUGGCCAAACAAGCAAUGUUAAUCCUGUUAAGGAACUAAUAAUCAAUGCAGUUUUGAAUGCACUUAAAAUUCAGAAAGAUGCUGGUUUGUCUAUCAAUACUUUCAAUGACAUUUUAGACUAUGGUAAAAAGCUCUUGUUGGAAUCUAGAUCUUUAAACAAAGAGAUUUAUGAUCCWGAUGUUUUAGCAUCACUAUGGCCUAAAACAUGGAGUGACGUUCAAGCGCUAUUAAAGGAGGUUGGCUACUCAGAUGCAAAAGAAUACUUUAUUUGCUUUUGUCAUUAUGAAAUUCAAGGGUCGAGUAAAAUAAAAUAUACUGGAAAAUACAGCRUCAUGGAAAACAAAAACGACCUUUGCCAUAAUUGUGGUAAACCAGGAUUUAUAACAUACUACUACCUUGGACUUGAAAAUAAAGUUAAAAACUGGUACAGAGAUAAGAAUUUGAGCCAGAAAAUGCUGUCUCACUGGAUAGAAAGAAGUCAUUGGCUUGGAAGAGAUGAAAGUUGGCCAGUAAAAAAGGAAAUAUGGGAUGGUGAACGAUGGCGUGAGCUUCAGUGGUUUUGGAACCCAAAUAAUACUUGGGUUAUACCAUGCUGCUGCAAAUACUGUGGCAUCCCAAUAUCAGCAGAUCACCUAAUCAAAUCAGAGGAUGGGCCAUUGCAAGGUGUUAAAAUUGUGGAAUGCCCUGAAUGUUUGGAAUCUUUUGAACACACUCUAAAACAAGCUACUGGUUCCCCAUUCAAUAUUGCCCUUAUAGGACAUUGGGAUGGGUGGCAAUCAUUCCAAGGUUCAAGCUCAAGAAAUUGUGGAUCACUAGAAGUUACUAUUGCAAACUUAAAAAAAGAAGACAGAAACCAUACAGAUGAGGUUUAUGUGCUGGGAUUCGUACCAUUAUCAUUUGUGCCAAAGCUACCUGAAACUUAUGACCCUUUUCUUGAACCACUGAUGAAAGACAUUUGCCAAGGAAUUAUACAUGGCUUUAGGAUUGACAACUCAUCCAAUGAUUCUCAACAAAAAGAAUCCCUAACUGUUCGUGUUUUACUCCUUUGUUGGUCAGGUGACCAUCCAGGGCAAUGUGAGAUUGGCAAAUUACUGAACCAAGGAAAGUGCCCAUGUCGAAGAUGUCAAUUAAUUGGUCAGCAUCUACCAGAAAAUAGUGCUAAUUAUCAUAUGUACUAUGGUGACAACCGUUCGCAUUAUAGGCAUGGAUGGGAAUCACGCAAAAUUUCAGAGAUGCUAACAGACCUUAAGGAUGUUGAGGCUGAGACAAGAAUAAGUGUGAGAAAAAAAUUGUCAUCUCAUAAAGGGGUAACUGGGAUUAGUCUUUUGCACAAAUAUUUGUAUCCACUUUAUGGUUUUGAUAUCCUUCAAGAUUUGACAUUUGAUGUGUUCCAUACAGUUUGUCUUAAUGUGGUUAAAAGUCAAACUGAACGGUUACUAGAUCAAAAUCUAGUGGAUAAAGCAUGUUUCAAUAAUGAACUUGAAAAAUUUCCAUGGCCAACAGAGUUGAAAAGUGGAAGGCUUCCACUGUCUAUUAAAAACUACAAUGGAUCUUUGGGACACUGGAAGGCUGAGGGGUUACAAAAGUUCUCAUUUCCUUUGGCUGAUUGUAUUCUUGRCAAUAUGGUUGAGGAUCCCCAAGAGAAAGAAAUCCAGCAUUUAAUAUCAAGAAUAACUGAGAUGCACUUCAACAGUGGCCGAUAUGGUUGGACUGAUACCAUGAUUGAGGAACACCACAAGCUGUCGUGGCGCUUAAACAUAUUGGUCGAAGAAGUUCAAGGACUUAAAAUGUGUACCAUUUCCAUGCAUAAUCUUAUCCAUAUUCAUGAAGAUGUCAGACGAUUUUCAGGAACAGACAAUUACUGGUGUGCAGUUUUCGAAAGAGCUGUGAAAGGCUACAAAAAGAGGGCUAGCAAUUGUAAAGGGAUAGAGAAAACUUUUGCUUUUGCUGAAUCAAGAAGAGAAUAUUUAAAACCAUACGCUGAAAAUAAAGAAAAGCUUGGGAAGAUUGAUAUAAAUUUGGGAAUAGCCAGUUCCGUGGAAACAGCAAAAGUUUCCAUCCAAAAGAAUGACACCAUGAGAACAUCCCUGCUUCUUGGUGCAUCCAACAACAUCUUAUUCAUUGAAGAAGAAGCUAGAAGGCACUUGGCAAAUUCUUUCUCAGUGUCUUUAUGUGAUGUAGGUCAAGUUGCUUAUACAUCAAAGAAAUGCUUCAUAUCAGACAUUAAGAGCUUUCAAGGCACUGUUUUUAAAUCUGGAGAAACAGCUGUGAUUGUUGUCAACCAACAAGAGCAAGUGGUAAAACUUGACAUAUUUAUGUCAAUGAAAUUCAAGAGUGAUGAGUCAUACCACUUGAUAGUUAAAGUGUAUCCAUUUUGCACUGAUGGUGUACGCCAAAGGCAUUUUUGGACUGGGUUUACUUGUGUCAAUGAAACACCUGGAAGGGAACCAGCUUUUUAUGAUGUGAGUGCUAUCAAACGAAAAGUGAUCCUGUAUAAAUGUGGAGAAAGAUACACUGUCGUUGACUAUCAAAGGCAUCAAGAAAAGCUUCCUUUUGAUGUCAUAGUGCCAGUUUUACCAGAAAAGGGUGACAUGUUGCUCAUUCAAGGUGCAGCCUCUGAUGACAUUUGGUAUGGUCACGCUUCUAAUGUUGAUUAUAGAAAGAAAACAGUAGAUGUUUUCUUCUUUGUGGAACAUUCCAAGRUGAGAAAUAUCUAUAUCAGAGAAACACAUGGAAGAUAUGCGAAAAAUGUUAUCCCCUGGGCUUCGUUGAUUGGAAUUGCAAAGGGCAAAUGGAAGACCCCCUCUCAAUGGGAAAAAGACAUGUUGUAAGAAUAAUAUACUGUUAGUAGCUGUAAGUUAUACAAAAGGUUGAAUACUAAAUACUGCAUUCUGUGUAGUCUUAUUGAAAUGGUCAACUCUGAAACUUAAGCAAUAUGUAAGACUGGUUUUUGACUGGAUAUAUUUAAUCCAUUCCCAUUCUUUUCCCAUUAUUGGAAUAUCAUUGGAAAUUAUUUGCAAUAAAUUCCCAAGACUGGCUUUUGAUUGGAAAUAUAUUCCCAU